AUGCUGUCUUGCCGUCUCCAGUGCGCGCUGGCCGCGCUCUCCAUAGUUCUGGCUCUGGGCGGUGUCACCGGCGCGCCCUCAGAUCCCCGACUCCGUCAGUUUCUGCAGAAAUCCCUGGCUGCUGCCGCUGGGAAGCAGGAAUUGGCCAAGUACUUCUUGGCAGAACUGCUCUCUGAACCCAACCAGACAGAGAACGAUGCCCUGGAGCCUGAAGAUUUGUCCCAGGCUGCUGAACAGGAUGAAAUGAGGCUGGAGCUGCAGAGAUCCGCUAACUCAAACCCGGCCAUGGCACCCCGAGAACGCAAAGCUGGCUGCAAGAAUUUCUUCUGGAAGACUUUCACAUCCUGUUAA
Messenger RNA from Mesoplodon densirostris (Blainville's beaked whale), 351 nucleotides. RefSeq names its product somatostatin (gene SST). NCBI's taxonomy places the organism in Eukaryota, Metazoa, Chordata, Mammalia, Artiodactyla, Ziphiidae. Gene Ontology annotation, molecular function: hormone activity. The transcript is spliced from 2 exons. Gene Ontology annotation, biological process: regulation of cell migration. The record is from RefSeq and is a predicted model, not a curated record. Gene Ontology annotation, cellular component: extracellular region. The coding region runs from base 1 to 351 and encodes 116 amino acids.